ACGCCUCCAGGGAUUGUGAGUGAUUCUGCGGGAUUCCUUUACAAGCUAGAAGCGUGGGAAAGAUUUUCCCAUACUUUUAUAGUUUUAUCGUUUCAACUAAAAUUUGCAUACCAAAUUUUGGCCGUGUUUCCCCUGCGAAUUGAAAUGGCGAGGAACAAUGGAAAGCUCGCAUCGUCAAAACUGGUCUUUCUCUUGUCCUGCGCAGGGCUUCUUGGAGCAGCUCUAAUCGCAGAUUUCCUCUGGGCUUCUUCUUUUCUAUCGUCUGCAUAUUCGUCCAUUGCCUCCAAUUGGGUACUUGAGAAAUCUGAGACUGUAGUCGUCCCCAACAUAAAAAAAGUCAAUGCUUUUAAGAGCAAGAUUAUAACGCAUGAUCCAAGAAUCUUGUCAGGAACUUUUGCGGAUUUACCUGGACCUGAGCUAAAAUGGGAGAAGAUGGAACCGGCACCAGUACCUCGUUUAGAUGGGGCAGCAAUUCAGAUAAAAAACCUUCUCUAUGUGUUUGCUGGAUACGGUACCAUUGACUAUGUGCAUUCACAUGUUGAUAUCUACAACUUCACGGACAAUACAUGGGGUGGAAGGUUUGAUAUGCCAAAAGAAAUGGCACAUUCACAUUUAGGAACAGUGACAGAUGGGAGAUACAUCUAUGUGGUGUCAGGGCAAUAUGGUCCACAGUGCAGAGGGCCCACAUCACGUACCUUUGUGCUGGACACAGAAACGAAACAAUGGCGGGACAUGCCCCCAUUACCCGUCCCUAGGUAUUCCCCAGCAACUCAGCUUUGGAAGGGCAGACUUCAUGUAAUGGGUGGCAGCAAGGAGGAUCGUCAUGAACCUGCAGUAGACCAUUGGAGCAUUGCAGUUAAAGAUGGCAAAGUAUUAGAGAAAGAAUGGCAGAAUGAAAUACCCAUUCCUCGUGGGGGACCUCACAGGGCUUGUAUUGUGGUUGACGAUCGGCUGAUGGUUAUUGGUGGUCAAGAGGGUGAUUUUAUGGCCAAACCUGGAUCACCUAUUUUCAAAUGCUCUCGAAGGCAUGAGGUUGUAUACGCUGAUGUUUAUAUGCUGGAUGAUGAGAUGAAGUGGAAAACAUUGCCUCCGAUGCCAAAGCCUAAUUCCCAUAUAGAGAGUUCGUGGAUUCUUGUGAACAAUUCUAUUUUCAUUGUGGGAGGGACAACAGAAAAGAACCCUGUGACAAAAAGAAUGAUCCUUGUUGGAGAAGUUUUCCGGUUCAAUUUAGAUACAAUGAAAUGGUCAGUUUACGGGAAGAUGCCUUAUCGGGUAAAAACCACUCUGGUGGGUUUCUGGCGUGGUUGGUUAUACUUCACGUCUGGACAACGAGACAGAGGACCAGAUAAUCCACAGCCAAGGAAAGUUGUCGGAGAAAUGUUUAGAACCAAGUUGCACCUGUGAUUUCCACCCCCCCCCCCCCCCAGUCAACAAUUCUAAUUAUAACAAGAGGUUUGAUUUAUUCCUUUCUAUUUUUUGUCCUAGUCAAGUGAGUGCUUGACUGAUUGUAGUAUAUGUGGGUUAUAGAGGAAUCUCACCUUUCCUGUUUUUUCUUAGU
Telopea speciosissima is the source of this 1558-nucleotide messenger RNA. Its product is annotated as kelch repeat-containing protein At3g27220-like. Gene Ontology annotation, molecular function: protein binding. The transcript is spliced from 7 exons. Lineage: Eukaryota; Viridiplantae; Streptophyta; Magnoliopsida; Proteales; Proteaceae. The coding region runs from base 145 to 1404 and encodes 419 amino acids. The record is from RefSeq and is a predicted model, not a curated record.